This is a messenger RNA of Thlaspi arvense, 723 nucleotides long. Lineage: Eukaryota; Viridiplantae; Streptophyta; Magnoliopsida; Brassicales; Brassicaceae. The record is from the annotation of a GenBank genome assembly.
AUGGGGACACUAUGGUUUGGAGAAAUCAAGAAACAAGCCUCUUUGUUUCUUCAGGACAAGUACAAUGUUGCUAGACUUGUCCUCACCGAUGUUACCGAAGCUGAGCUGAUUAAAAACAGAUUAGGGAAAGGAGAAGGAGAGAUGAAGAAGUGGAGAGAAGCUUACAAGGCAAUGGUGUUGUUGGAGUUCUUAUUAACACAUGGUCCUCUUCAUUUGCCUCAUGAUUUUCUCUACGACUUGGAUCAUAUUCGUUUCCUCUCUACUUUUCAUUACGUUGACGAUAAAGGAUUUGAUUGGGGAGCUCAAGUACAGAAGAAGGCGCAUCAGAUUCAAACACUUCUUCUAGGGAAAGAAGAGCUUCGAGAAGCUCGUCUUAAAGCUCUCAAAAUCACUUCACAAAUCAAUGGAUUCGGAAACUCCAACAUCUUCUCUCCUUCGUCGGUCUCUUUCUCUCCCCGGAACCGGAAAUUCUCCGAUUUGACACCAACCGUGAGAGACGAUACUGUUUCCGAGUCCGAUUCGUUGAUCGGCGAUGACGAAGACGAGAGGAAUCGAGCCGCCGGUGAGGAGACGCUGAUCGGCGGAAUCUGCUCUAAGCUCGCCGGAUUUAGCCCUUUAAAGAAGCUUCACGGCGGUCCUACGGCGGCGGGAUUUCAUACUUUGUCGAACGUUGACAGAGUUUCCAGUGAAUGUUACGAUCGCCGGAAUUCUAUCGGCUACUGA